Molecule: messenger RNA, 321 nt
Organism: Trypanosoma conorhini
Lineage: Eukaryota; Euglenozoa; Kinetoplastea; Trypanosomatida; Trypanosomatidae
Exons: 1
Source: RefSeq, a predicted model, not a curated record
AUGGAGGGAAGAGAGCAACUUGUGCCCACUGCGCCCAAGAUCCCCCCCAACGCCCCAACUGAAGCGCAGAUUCCUCCCACACACACGCCCGGCAGUGAGGAAGCGAAUUCAGGCAGGCACACAACACGACGGCAACUGGGCCCUUGUGGUGGACUCAAGGGGGCGGCAGCUUUCGAGGCCGCGCAACCGCCAGACUCCCUCCGUGAGGCGAGCAGCGGUGGCAGUGGUAGCAUUAGUGACGGGUUGGGGAGGGCAAGAAAGUGCGCACACACACACGCGCACACACUGGCCCCCCACGCGGCAUCGCUGGUAAGAAAUAUC